Oryza sativa Japonica Group (Japanese rice) is the source of this 1446-nucleotide messenger RNA. NCBI's taxonomy places the organism in Eukaryota, Viridiplantae, Streptophyta, Magnoliopsida, Poales, Poaceae. The record is from RefSeq and is a predicted model, not a curated record.
CGCCGCGACACCUCCGCGCGCGCCCACCGCAAGCAAUGUACAGCCCACACAUCCCCUCAGCUUCCGUUAUUACCUCUGCGCACAAGUUACCGGGCGACCAGACGACGGGGAGCCGUCGCACGCAUAAAUAUAUGCCCACUCCUUCACCCUUCCUCUGACAACUCACUGCCCCCCAUCUUCUUUCUUCAUUCCUCUUCCCACCAAGAACCCCAAACCUUACCUCCAUUGAGUUCGAAACCGAGGAGCGAGGAGUUACAAGCCGAGUUGUCAGAAUGGAUGAGGAGAAGGAAGCCGACUCGCCGCAGCCACCGUCCAAGCUGCCUCGCCUCUCCGGCGCUGACCCGAAUGCCGGAGUGGUGACCAUGGCAGCACCCCCGCCGCCGGUGGGUCUUGGGCUGGGGCUUGGACUCGGCGGCGACAGCCGCGGCGAGCGUGACGUGGAAGCGUCGGCGGCGGCGGCGCACAAGGCGACGGCGCUGACGUUCAUGCAGCAGCAGGAGCUGGAGCACCAGGUGCUCAUCUACCGCUACUUCGCCGCGGGCGCGCCCGUGCCGGUGCACCUCGUGCUCCCCAUCUGGAAGAGCGUCGCGUCCUCCUCCUUCGGCCCGCACCGCUUCCCUUCCCUGGCAGUGAUGGGGUUGGGGAACCUGUGCUUCGACUACCGGAGCAGCAUGGAGCCGGACCCAGGGCGGUGCAGGCGCACGGACGGCAAGAAGUGGCGGUGCUCGCGCGACGUGGUGCCGGGGCACAAGUACUGCGAGCGGCACGUCCACCGCGGACGCGGCCGUUCAAGAAAGCCUGUGGAAGCCUCCGCGGCCGCCACCCCGGCGAACAACGGCGGCGGCGGUGGCAUCGUCUUCUCCCCCACCAGCGUCCUCCUCGCCCACGGCACCGCGCGCGCCACCUGACCAGUGACCAGACCGGCGCCCGUUUGUUUGUUUGUCUCGGCGCAUGGGAAAACCCAAAUCCGCAGGGAUUAUGUCAUGUCCUGUAACUCUUUUUUUCCUCGCAACUUUUGAAGCCAAAACAAUUCUCACCGUGUUCGAUGGCACGCGAUGCUUGUAGUUGGAGUAGAGGUAGAGUACUUGUUGAGUUUGAGCGGUUGUCGCCUGUAGACGUGCGUGCGUGCGUGCGUCGCGUGAUGGCCGGCGACACACGACGCAGGCGGCAGGUGCGGCGAUAAUUUUCUUUGGUUGGGUUGUGGGGAGCGCGCCUGCCUCGGUGGCGGUGGCCGCGGUGGUGGUGGCAUGGGCGACGGGGGGGCCCCGGCGAGGGGCGUGUCCUGGGGCCGCGCGGGGGGAGAGAGAAAGAGAGCGCUCUGCAGCAGCUGCAGCCUGCAUGCACUGACCUUGUCAGUCAGUGGCUCGGGCAGAGUGAGGCAUUGGAUGCUGCUCUCUGUCUGGGCGUGGUGCAGUGGCCCAGCGACAAGUCCCGACUCGCACUGCA